AUGGUCACAUUACCCGAAUUGGCCAAGGGCUUAAAGGCUGCGUUCCAGUCAAAAGAUUAUAUCACUUGUGAAAAGUUAUUAACACCAACAAAGAUAGAAUUAAUCAAGGCUAACUUAUUAAUACCGGAUUUCGGGAAGCUUUCAUCUGGCAAUACUGCCUAUAUUAAUGAUUUGGAAAUUGCGAAGAAGAUUUUGGAAAUAGGUGCCUUAAGCUCUAUCAAUUUAUUAGCAUUUUCCAGUUUUGAAAACUACUAUGCACAAUUGCGUGUAUUUUACUUUGAUCAUACUGCCAGUGCGAUUUUUGGUGAAUCUGAAAACAAAAAGAAGCUAAUUAGUCUAUAUUUAUUGAUUUUACUUUCUCAAGGCGAUGUUACGAGGUUUCACAGCGAAUUGGAAUAUUUAAGCAAAAGAAACCUAGGCAAUCUAGAUGAAAACACAUACCUUUCAUAUCCUAUUAAGUUAGAGAAGUUACUAAUGGAGGGUUCAUACCAAAAGGCAUGGGAUAUGUUACAAAAUGACAAGGGAGAUAAUAAGAUAGAAGAGUUUAAUAUUUUUGAUGAGACUUUGAUGAAUGCAAUAAGGGAAUCUAUUGCUAGUAAUACUGAAGUUGCAUAUACAAGGUUACCUUUAAUUAAUUUGAAGGCGUUAUUAUUCUUCAAAACCGAAAAGCAAACGGCGGCUUUUGCAGAAGCUAGAGGAUGGACUUUAGCUAAUGGCAACGUUGUAUUCGACGAAGAUGACGUUGUUGACAAAAAAGAGGAGACCGUCAUUGUUACCAAGGCAUUGGAAUAUGCUAUUAAUUUAGAAAGCAUUGUAUAA
This is a messenger RNA of Eremothecium sinecaudum, 819 nucleotides long. RefSeq names its product proteasome regulatory particle lid subunit RPN12 (gene RPN12). The transcript has a single exon. NCBI's taxonomy places the organism in Eukaryota, Fungi, Ascomycota, Saccharomycetes, Saccharomycetales, Saccharomycetaceae. Gene Ontology annotation, cellular component: proteasome regulatory particle, lid subcomplex; proteasome regulatory particle; nucleus. The record is from RefSeq and is a predicted model, not a curated record. Gene Ontology annotation, biological process: proteasome-mediated ubiquitin-dependent protein catabolic process. The coding region runs from base 1 to 819 and encodes 272 amino acids.